GCCUUGUCACCUUCAUCUCGAUCGUUCCAGCAAAAAUGGCGUCGCGAGCCGCAGCGAAACAGACCGGUGGCGUGUUCCGGAUGCUGCAGAAGUGGUACUACGAGCGGGCGGGCUUCAACCAGAUCGGGCUGCUGAGAGACGACACCCUCCGCGAGACCGACGACGUGAAAGAAGCGGUGAAGCGGCUUCCCGAGGACGUGUACAACGCCAGAGCUUUCCGUAUCAAACGGGCGCUCGACCUUGACAUGAAGAAACAGAUUCUCCCCAAGGACCAGUGGACGAAGUUUGAGGAGGAUGUUCGGUACCUACAGCCUUACCUGGACGAGGUUUGGAAGGAGAAGAAAGAGAAGCAAGAAUGGGACAGUCGCUAUUGAUGGAUGAUUCAGAGAUCAUCUAUCUCAACAACUAGGACUAUAGCUAUGAAGUUCCAACUAUUUUUACUGUGCUGAAGGACUAAGGACACUUAGUCUUGUUCAACCAGUCAGACAAAAAGUUACAGAAAUUCUUAGAUUUUAUUCACAAAGGAAAUGCAAAUUUAAUCACACCGCUACCAGUUCAUCACAUUGAAGCAGAGCUGAACAAAUAAACAAUCUACAAUUCUACAUCACCAAGAGAACAUGAGGUCUCAAAUACAGCUGGAAUCUAUGACUUGCAUGGAUCCUGUUCAAGUGUUUGUAGUACACAUGCAUAUGAAUUUUGGAUAUCUCAUUGUAUGGUUGCAGUAUUUAAACGGAUGAGCAUAUUAAAAGUUGAGGAUUCAGUUGUUAAGGUACAUCAAAAUUAUUACAUUAAAAUAUGUUCAACUCCAA
Molecule: messenger RNA, 809 nt
Organism: Branchiostoma belcheri (Belcher's lancelet)
Lineage: Eukaryota; Metazoa; Chordata; Leptocardii; Amphioxiformes; Branchiostomatidae
Product: cytochrome b-c1 complex subunit 7-like
Exons: 2
Coding region: 36-374 (112 amino acids)
Biological process (GO): mitochondrial electron transport, ubiquinol to cytochrome c
Source: RefSeq, a predicted model, not a curated record